This is a messenger RNA of Salarias fasciatus (jewelled blenny), 1960 nucleotides long. Its product is annotated as proteinase-activated receptor 1-like. Bases 84 to 1403 code for a protein of 439 amino acids. Gene Ontology annotation, molecular function: thrombin-activated receptor activity. The transcript has 2 exons. The record is from RefSeq and is a predicted model, not a curated record. Gene Ontology annotation, cellular component: plasma membrane. Gene Ontology annotation, biological process: thrombin-activated receptor signaling pathway; positive regulation of blood coagulation; phospholipase C-activating G protein-coupled receptor signaling pathway. NCBI's taxonomy places the organism in Eukaryota, Metazoa, Chordata, Actinopteri, Blenniiformes, Blenniidae.
CCGCCGGUUUACAGCCUCGGUCCGGAUGAGGCGCAGCAGCAGAGGAGCCUGGGAGGGACGCGAUAAGCAGCUCGGAGGACGAGAUGGCACCGAAAACCUGUCUGUUCCUUCUGCUGUGCGUCUGUUCUGCCUCUUCAGCGGUGACCAGUAAUGGAUCGUCCAUACUGAGGACUUUUGUCGUCUUCCCCAGCUCAGUCACAGAUGAACCGUUUGAUCUGGAAUCAAUCUACUACGAUGAAGACAUUAAAAUGAAUCGGUCUGCUGUUGUUCAAGUGCUUAACAUAUCAAGCAACAAGCCGGGAUUUUCUGAAGAGGCGCUGCUGUUCCUAACGGGCCCCGUCUCCACCAUCUUCAUACCUUCCUUCUACACCCUGGUCUGCGUUAUCAGCGUACCGAUCAACGUCUGCGCCAUGCUGGCCUUCGCUCGUGGCAUCCGGCCCAAGAAGCCGGCGGCCAUCUACAUGCUGAACUUGGCCACUGCCGACCUGCUCUUUGCCGUCUUGCUCCCGUUCAAGAUCUUCUACCACUUCGACGGCAACAACUGGAGGUUCGGGGCGCUCAUGUGCCGCGUGGUCACGGCCGCCUUCUACUGGAACAUGUAUUGUUCGGUUCUUCUCAUCGCGUGCAUCAGCGUGGACCGGCUGCUCGCUGUGGUGUACCCCAUCGACUCGCUGGCCUGGAGAAGGCCUCGAAACGCCGUCACCGCCUGCGUGAUCAUGUGGAUACUGUCCUUUGCUGGCUCUGUGCCCCUGGUCGUCUCCGAGCAGACUGUUUACCUCAGAGACCUGAACAUCACCACCUGCCACGACGUGCAGUACGUGGACAACGUGGCGUGGCUGAAGAUCUACUUCUUCACCUUGUGCUGCGCGCUGUUCUUCCUGCCUCUGCUCGUCACGGUGGCGUCCUACUCUCGGGUGAUCUGGUCGCUGAGCUGCAUCUCCAAGGGGGUUUCCGGAAGCUCACGCAGAAGGUCGAGGGCGGUGGUGAUGGCUCUGACGGUGCUGGUGAUAUUUGUGCUCUGUUUCAUGCCGACAAACUGUCUGAUGCUCGCGCACUACCUGCAGUUUGACCAAGCAGUGGCGCAGAGCCGGGAGACCCCCGAUGGGUCCUACGCUCUCUAUCUGGUGUUCCUGUGCGUGGGAAGCCUGAACUGCCUCCUGGAUCCCAUGGUCUACUACUUUGGAUCGUCCCAGUGCCAGAGGCAGCUGUCCAACCUGCUGAGGUGUCGGAAGGUUACGGAGCGGAGCGGCAUCAGUCACUCGUCCUCUGAUUCAUGCAGAUCCAGCACCAGGACAAUUCUGAAAUCCAGCCGUACAGAAAGCUCCAAAUUAAACAGCUCCGUCACCAAAAUUGACUCUUUCCAGGAAAACCUCAACAGCCAAUACAAGAAACUACUGGUGUGAUCAACCAUCAAGCCAAGCAGAGCUUCAGUCUGUGAUUUAACUGACUCUUUCAUGUCAUUUAAAAGUGUUCAGUCAAUUUGAGUGAUUUCAUUUGGAAUUUUAGAGCCACUUGGUUAGUCUGUCAGGUUUUAUCUUCGGUGGUUGCUUUUCUGUUGUGAAAAGAGAACAACAAAUAUCAUACCGAUGUGAGCUGGUAAAAUGUGCAAUGACAGCCAUAAGUGAUGAAUGAAGUUGAAACCGUCAUUAUGAUGGAUGGCAACAUUAAGCAAAAACAUGUUUAGGGAACAUUGCAUAGAAUGAAAUGUUUCUAUUUUGCACUGUAAAACCCAUGAGUGUAUCAAUCAUUCCUUAGAUGUAACAUUUUAAUGGAAAAAAAUAGUAUUAUGUGUAUUUUUUCUAUUUUACAGAUAAGCUGCAUUCAAGCUCUCAUAUUUCCUGUGAAAAGAUGUCAUUAUUUUUUGUUCUUGUAUAUAUCCGGUGACCAUACACACACCAUUUGUUUAUUUGUUGUUGUUGGUUGUGUUUUGCCUCUAAAUAAAUUGCUAUUUUCACUUUGA